AUGAAAAUGAAGGUUACUAGCUUAAUUAUACUGAAAGCGAUAGCCUAUAAGCUUAAUGCUGAAUUAGAGUGAAAAAGUCCUUGUAUUACGUCCUCGUAAAGUAUAUAUAAGGCGGUCAACGUAUCUGAACCGAAUCUACUCAUUAUUCGCAGCCCCUCUCUCCUUUGAAAAUCAUCAUGGUUCAAUUCAAACUCUUGGCUCUUCCUCUCCUGGUCGCUGCCGGAAUAGUAUCCGCCAAUGUUCAAUCCAUCUCUGACUGUCCAGCGUUGACUCCACGAAAGUCACCUCCUAAAGAUGUUACUGACCUUCGUCCUGAUGAUAUCAAGGUUGUUGCUGCUCUUGGUGACAGUAUCAUGGCCGGUUUUGCCAUGAUGGGAGUCAAUCAUGGUGCUCAUGGUACUGGUAUCGUAAACUUCACUUCAAUAAUGGAAUUUCGUGGUAACAGCUAUGGUAUUGGCGGUGAUACUGAUGCAGUAACUUUCGCAAACUUUGUCAAGCACUACAGUCCUAAUGUUAAAGGCGCAUCAAAGCUUGCCCACGUCAUGUCCUUUUGCAGUGCCAAGGAUUGUACAAUUCCAAAGAGUUUCUACCGACCUUUGAUUGAUAACCUUGAUGGUGCUCAAAGUGGCGCUAUUGCAAUGAAUCUUGAUUAUGAACUUGAUUAUCUUAUUCCUCGUAUGAAGAGUUACUUUAAGAAAGAUGAAGACUUUAAAAAGGCCUGGAAAUUCAUUACCAUUCAAAUUGGCAGUAAUGACCAGUGUGCUGCCUGCAGUGCUUCUGAAAAUUCCAAGUACGUUACUCCUGAACUCUAUGGAAAGUACGUUAACGCUGCCCUUCAGCGUAUCCAAAAAGAGAUUCCUCGUGUUGUCGUCAACUUGCUUGGAACUUUCAAGGUCUCUAAUGUUUUCCGUUUAACUGCUGAUCAUCAUGACUACUGUCCUCCAAAUGGACUUUUGGAAAAUGCCAAGGAAUGUGUCUGUGGUGCAUCUGAAGAAGGCUUGAAGGCAAUGGAAGCUGCUUCUGAGGGAUACAAUAAGCAAUUAGAAAAGAUAGCUGCUAGAUAUCCUGGUAAAUCUGGUGGUAGCUUUGCCGUUAUGUAUAGUCCUGCUCCUAUUGAUAUUCUCUCUUUUCCUAUUGAUGCCAUUAGUAAUAUUGAUUGUUUCCAUCCCAGCUUAAAGGGUCAUCAAUGGAUUGCAAAGAACUUUUGGAAUCAAAUUUUCCUGAGCAAAGAUAAGAAACCAAAACAUAUGAAGUUUGAUGAUAAACUCAAAGUUUACUGUCCUACUGAAAAUGAUCGAUUCCCUACUGCUUAAAUUAUUUUAAUAAAAUAGGGUCAGGAACCCUCAUAGAAUCUUUGUUUCGCCUGCCUUUGUAGCUG
This is a messenger RNA of Rhizopus microsporus ATCC 52813, 1378 nucleotides long. RefSeq lists its product as uncharacterized. Bases 177 to 1313 code for a protein of 378 amino acids. Gene Ontology annotation, molecular function: glycerophospholipase activity. Gene Ontology annotation, biological process: phospholipid metabolic process. The transcript has 9 exons. NCBI's taxonomy places the organism in Eukaryota, Fungi, Mucoromycota, Mucoromycetes, Mucorales, Rhizopodaceae. The record is from RefSeq and is a predicted model, not a curated record.